CUGGAGAAUUGCUUUGUGUGAGACAUGGGCCAGAGUGCUGUACUUCCUCCCAGGAAGAAGGAUACAUAUGUUCUGGAACUUCAUGUAUGGUACAGAAAAUUCAUCAAAGAGUGUCCUAGUGGGUUGAUCACCCUUCACGAGUUCAGGCGACACUUUUGUGAUGGAACUGUGGGUCCCAAGUCUUCUGAAUAUGCUGAGCAGAUCUUCAGGACUCUGGAUGAUAACAGGGAUGGAACCGUCGAUUACCAUGAAUAUGUAUCUGCUGUCAGCCUUCUGGUACAGGGCAGUCCGGAAGAAAAGCUGAAGUGGUCAUUUAAACUUUAUGACAAGGAUAAGGACGGAGCAAUUACUCGUUUAGAGAUGCUGGAAAUUAUGCAGACAAUAUAUAAAAUGGGCUUGGCUGCUUCACUGACUAAAGUUGACCCCAAAACUGCUGAAGAAUGUACCAACAGAAUUUUCGUUCAGCUGGACAAAGACAGAGAUGCUGUUAUCAGCCAGCAGGAAUUUAUUGAAGGAGCUCUGGGAGAUCAGUGGAUCCGCGCAAUGCUGGAAUGUGAUCCCAAUACAGUAGACGUUCCAAGGUGUCCUUAGCUGUCUCAUUCUGCUAAUGAGCAUUUUAUAUUGAGAAUUCAACAAAAUUGAUCUGAAAUAAAGGGCUCAAUAGAUUCGCACUACAGCCAGACCCAAUCACUUGGGGAGAACCGCUGUGAAGAACGCAAAAUUAAAAGGGGGUUUGCAGACCCCAGCCUCGGCUGCAUUUCUUGCGUUCCCACACCUCUGCCCUCACAUCCCCUACCCCCAACAAAAACAAAGACAGAAAUCUCCCUUGUCCUUGCGUAUCCCCCACUAUCCUCCAUAUCCGACUUAUCAUUCUCUGUCACUUCCACCACCUACAAACCAACGCCACAACCAGAGAUAUUUCCAUCCCCACCCAUAUCUACCUUUUGUAGGGGCUGCUCUCUCCACGUAUCCCUCGUCCGCUCCAUAAU
Molecule: messenger RNA, 989 nt
Organism: Stegostoma tigrinum
Lineage: Eukaryota; Metazoa; Chordata; Chondrichthyes; Orectolobiformes; Stegostomatidae
Exons: 5
Coding region: 25-591 (188 amino acids)
Molecular function (GO): calcium ion binding
Source: RefSeq, a predicted model, not a curated record